Molecule: messenger RNA, 3408 nt
Organism: Brassica napus (rape)
Lineage: Eukaryota; Viridiplantae; Streptophyta; Magnoliopsida; Brassicales; Brassicaceae
Product: probable LRR receptor-like serine/threonine-protein kinase At3g47570
Exons: 2
Coding region: 143-3130 (995 amino acids)
Biological process (GO): protein phosphorylation
Molecular function (GO): protein kinase activity; ATP binding; protein binding
Source: RefSeq, a predicted model, not a curated record
CUGGAGGUGUCUUAUACUUUGGUAUAUGUAGUUGUGAACCAGUGUCGUAGAUCCCAAUUUGGCUCACCAUUCUCCACAAGAAGAAAAAAAGACAAAAGAGAUUUUGCACUUGCUUCUUCUCACUUAUCUGCAAAAAGAAAACAUGAGAUCGUUUCUUUUAUAUUCUUUGAGUGCUUUCAUGUUACUUGAAGCAUAUGGUUUUAGUGAUGAAACUGAUAGGAAAGCGUUGCUGGACUUCAAAUCUCAAGUUUCAAAAGACACACAAGUUGUCUUGUCCUCAUGGAAUAAGUCAUUCCCUCUGUGCAACUGGAAAGGAGUUACAUGCGGCCUUAAACACAAGAGGGUUACUCGUUUGGACCUCCCAGGGUUGCAAUUGGGCGGGGUGAUAUCGCCAUCUAUUGGUAAUCUUUCGUUUCUCAUAAUACUCGAUCUCUCUAAUAACUCUUUUGGUGGAACCAUCCCUCACGAGGUGGGAAAUUUGUUUAGACUUCAUGUCUUGGUUAUGAGCUUUAAUGAUCUGGGAGGAAUGAUUCCAAUCAGCAUAUUUAACUGCUCUAGAUUGUUGGGACUUUAUUUAAAUUCAAAUCAUCUUCGAGGAGGUGUUCUUUCAGAGCUAGGGUCAUUGAAGAAGCUUGUCAGCUUGAAUCUUGGUGUAAACAACUUGAAAGGAAAGCUCCCUGAAUCUCUUGGAAACUUGACAUCACUCAAAAGAGUUAGGUUUAGUCAAAACAGUAUGGAAGGAGAAAUUCCGGGUGAUAUAGCUAGGUUGAAUCAAAUGGUUGUUCUUAGUUUAGAAAAGAACAAGUUCUCUGGUGGUUUUCCUCACGGAAUAUACAAUUUCUCAUCACUGAAGUAUUUUUUCAUACAAAAUAAUCAUUUCUCGGGUUCCUUGAGAACUGAUUUUGGUAAACUGCUACCAAACCUAGUGGAGUUCAAUAUGGGAUAUAAUUAUUUCAAAGGAGACAUUCCAGCAACACUUGCCAAUAUGUCGACUCUUCAACAUUUUUUAAUCAAUGACAACAGCAUGACAGGAAGUAUUCGUUCCAGCAUUGGAAAAUUACGGCACUUGCAAUAUGUGUUUCUUUCUAAUAAUUUUUGGGUUGGAGAUCUUCAGUUUCUUGAUGCUUUAACUAACUGCACCCAACUAGUAGCUUUAUCGACUAGUGGAAGUAGGCUUGGCGGUCACUUGCCCAGCUCCCUUGCAAAUCUCUCCACAAACCUCCGGUUUUUAGACCUUGCAAACAAUCUCAUCUCUGGAAACAUUCCUCACCAAAUUGGGAAUCUCGUAAGCCUACAAGAGCUCACGUUAGAAGGAAAUCUGUUAACGGGUUUACUCACGGCCUCUAUUGGUAAACUCUUGCGAUUACAGGUAUUGAAUCUCAGUUCAAAUAGUAUAUCUGGAGAGAUACCAUCUUCUAUAGGAAACCUCACUCGAUUAGAGAGACUAUAUUUGGCCAACAAUAGAUUUGAAGGAACCAUUACUCCAAGUCUCAGUAACUGUACUUCACUACUACACUUAUUGAUUGGGUCUAAUAAGUUGUCUGGGACUAUACCUCAGGAUAUUAUGCAAAUUCAGUCCCUCGUUAAACUAGAUGUGUCAGGUAAUUCUUUGACCGGCUCUCUACCAGAAGAUCUUGGACAACUUAAAUUUCUUGUUGAGCUAUGGGCUGCACAUAAUAAAUUAUCCGGACAACUUCCACACACUUUGGGAAACUGUCUCUCCUUGGAAACACUUUUGCUGGAAGGAAAUCAUUUUGAUGGAGCCUUUCCAGAUAUACAAAGGUUAAAGGGUCUUAAAAUAAUUGAUUUCUCCAAUAAUAGUCUCUUUGGAAGUAUACCUGCAUAUCUUGCAAACUUUUCUGCUUUGGAAUAUCUCAAUCUAUCUUUUAACAAUUUCGAGGGGAGCGUUCCAACGGAAGGAAAAUUUCAGAAUGCUUCUAUAGUUUCGAUCUUUGGAAACAAAAAUCUCUGUGGAGGCAUCAAGGAGUUGAAACUCAAGCCAUGCUCAAGGGGAUCAAAGCAUUCCUCUCGUUCAAAACAUGUAAAGAUUGGAGUAAGCAUUGGCAUAUCGUUUCUCUUGCUGCUGUUGUUCGUAGCUUCUGUUUAUCUAUGUUUGUUCAGAAAAAGAAAGAAGAACCAGCAGAUCAAUAACUCAGCUACGUCCACAUUGGAGGUCAUCCAUGAGAGGAUGAGUUACAUAGAGAUCCGAAAUGCAACUGUUGGCUUCUCUUCAGGCAAUAUGAUUGGUUCAGGAAGUUUUGGUACCGUUUUUAAAGCCUCCUUCCCUGCAGAGAACAAGGUUGUUGCUGUGAAAGUUUUAAACAUGCAGAGACGUGGAGCAAUGAGGAGCUUUAUUGCAGAAUGUGAAUCCCUCAAGGGCAUAAGGCAUCGUAACCUUGUGAAACUACUGACGGCUUGUUCGAGUAUUGAUUUUCAAGGAAACGAAUUCAAAGCACUCAUCUACGAGUUCAUGCCUAAUGGAAGCCUUGAUAUGUGGCUGCACCCUGAGGAAGUGGAAGAGACUACUCAUAGGCCCUCAAGAGCCUUGACACUUCUUGAGAGGCUCAACAUUGCCAUAGAUGUGGCUUCUGUUUUGGAGUAUCUUCAUGUUCAUUGUUUUGAAGCUAUCGCUCAUUGCGAUAUUAAGCCAAGCAACGUCCUCCUAGACGAUGAUAUGACUGCGCAUGUUAGCGACUUCGGUCUGGCUCGUCUUCUCAACUUUGAUCAGGAGUCAUUCUUCAACCAACUAAGUUCCGCUGGGGUUAGAGGAACAAUCGGCUAUGCCGCACCAGAGUAUGGAGUGGGAGGACAGCCAUCAAUACAUGGUGAUGUGUAUAGCUUUGGGAUUCUGCUUUUGGAAAUGAUCACCGGGAAAAGACCAACCAGUGAUUUUUUGGAGGGAAACUUUAGCCUACACAGCUACAUCAAAUCUGCGUUGCCAGAAGGAGUGUUGGAUAUUACAGACGAAUCCAUUCUUGAUAAUGGUCUCCGAGUCGGCUUCCCUGUUGCUGAGUGUUUGACGCUGGUUCUGGACGUUGGACUUCGGUGUUCUGAAGAAUCUCCUACGAACAGAUUGACAGUGAGUGGAGCUAGAAAGGAGUUAAUCUCAAUGAGAGAGAGGUUUUUUUAAACCAGAAGAACAGCCAGACGUUGAAGUGUUUAUGGUUUUCUUCUACAAACUUUGAAAGCUACUUAAAAGCUUACUUUGAGGCAUCUAAAACAUCGUUUUCACAAUGUGUGGUUUUUCUUUUUUCUUUUUUUUUUAAUGUGUGGUUUUUCUCUUUAUGUACUCAUAUGAUUACUGAGUAUUGUUAGCGAAUGCUUGUUAUUUGCUGACAGAAGAUAAAUGUUUGUGAUUUUGUUUCGUUUUUUUUUUGGUUUACCUUGUAUCUAACAUUUUUUUUUACU